Myripristis murdjan (pinecone soldierfish) is the source of this 2824-nucleotide messenger RNA. RefSeq names its product 5',3'-nucleotidase, mitochondrial (gene nt5m). Bases 448 to 1134 code for a protein of 228 amino acids. The record is from RefSeq and is a predicted model, not a curated record. The transcript has 5 exons. Gene Ontology annotation, biological process: pyrimidine deoxyribonucleotide catabolic process. Gene Ontology annotation, cellular component: mitochondrion. Gene Ontology annotation, molecular function: 5'-nucleotidase activity. Lineage: Eukaryota; Metazoa; Chordata; Actinopteri; Holocentriformes; Holocentridae.
CUGUCUCCUUGGCUCCACAGCACUGCAGCACCUCGCCACUCUUUAGUUCGUUUUUUUUUUUUUUUUCUUCCACCAAAAGGGCUGCUCCACACGGCCACUCUCAUCACACAUGCUGCAGGCUGGGGCUGUAGCUAGUUAAUGCACAUUGACAAACGAUGUAAGCAGGCCCCGGUCCACUGUGCUUGGUGAAAGGCAUGUCACAUUUGACCUGCUCGCUGCUAGCCCCCGUUAGCCGCGGCUGCCCGGCGAGCAGAGAGCGGCCCGGCUUCCCCACCAUGACCAAGUUAAGCUAGCAGUGACACAUGAAACCUGACGACAAAAUAACACAACGGUUUUUGACGACUUUUUUGUAGUUUUGUUUUUAUUUUAUUUUAAUCGUGCGGACUCGUCGUGCGUAAAGAGUUAACGUCGCUGCUGCUACGGUGAGCGAGUCAGCCAAGAGUCAGCAUGUCGGUACUACGCCUACUCGGAAGUGGGAAAACCUCGGCGCUCCGUGAUCCGUUUAAGAGGAUUUGCCUAAACAUGUCGUCGUCCUCCUCCUCCUCCGGUAAGAGACUGCGGGUUCUGAUCGACAUGGACGGGGUGCUGGCCGACUUCGAGGGCGGGUUUCUGAAAAAGUACCGCACCCGGUACCCGGAGGAGCCGUACAUCACCCUGGACGAGCGGAGGGGCUUCUGGGUGUCCGCGCAGUACGGCCAGCUGAGGAGCGACCUGUGUGAGAAGGCCAUCAGUAUCUGGGAGUCCAAAGACUUCUUCAUGGAGCUGGAACCUCUGCCAGGAGGAGUGGAGGCGGUCAAGGAGAUGGCCAAGAUGGACAACACAGAUGUCUUUAUUUGCACCAGCCCCAUAAAACAUUACAAACACUGCCCGUACGAGAAGUAUGCCUGGGUCGAGAAGCAUUUGGGUCAUGACUUUCUGGAGCAGGUCAUCCUAACCAGAGACAAGACUGUGGUCACCGGAGACAUCCUCAUAGACGACAAGCCUGACAUCCAUGGCGUGGAGCCCAGGCCGACGUGGGAGCACGUCCUGUUCACCGCCUGCCACAACAAGCACCUUCCCGUCAGCCCCUCCCAGAGACGCCUCCUGUCCUGGGCCGACGACUGGAGGGCCAUCCUCAACAGCAAGAGGCAGUGAGGAGCUCCGCCGCCCACGAGCGAGCAGCCGCACUUCCUGUUUGCCGGACACCCCCUCACUGCACCCGUGGGUGCCAAAGCUCGGAGGGGACGGCGCCUUGUGCAGGCACUGCCAACCAUUACUGACAGAGGAAGGUAAAUAGACGAGAGAGGACAGUCAGCAGCCAAACGAAAAACAGGAAAAUAUCAGGAAAUGUGGAAAGCAAUGCUGGAGAGAACACUUUUCACCUGUUUGACCACCAGGGGUCACUCUAAGACUGAAGCAUGGAUGGAAAACUGCAGUGAAAGAACAGAGGCAGUGUAAUAAUCAGCAUGAAAACAAAAUGAAUUCACGGUCAGGCCACGCGGGUCGGUUCAAAACUGUGAGUCGGUCAUAUGACAUGAUUUUUUUCGGCUGCUCUGUGUUUCCCGCACCUCCGUUGGAGACAUUUUUCCGUGGAGAAAGUUCUCCCCCGUCCAAGGUGUGUGUGUGUGUGUGUGUGUCCUGAGUCUUCACACAGUGUUUACCAAUAGUUCACAGUGCUGUGGUGCGUUCACGGGUCACCAGAGUCACGCACAACGGCAGCGCACUCCACUACACACUUGAGAAAAUAGCAUCCACUGGUUAAUGUGUACAAACAUAAAACCACUUAAAAAACAGGUUCUCAAUGGGUUACAGUACAUAAAUACAACAGGUGGGAAAAUGUAUAAUGCACAAAAAAACGUAACAAGUGCUUAUUUUGUUUUUGUGCAUUGUAAUGUCUCAUCUAUUGUGUUCUAUGUGCAAAACAUAAGUACAGAAAUUCAACCUGAGCUUCUAUACAGUCAUACCGUCAUACUGUUUUGUUGUAUUAUUAUUUUGUGAGUAUACUGUAAUGUGCCAGUGUCUGUCGUGGGUCAGUUGGCCUCGUUAAAGCAAAUACUGAAAAUAGAAAUAUGUAACAGAUAUCUUACGAGGGUGUUGAAGGGUUGAUAUGGUAUUUUUGGUGCUGUUCUUUUUUUGUUUGUUUUUUGUUUUUUCCUGUUUAAUGUGUUGCUAUGAUCUAUGCAUUUUAACUAAGUCACCGAUGAGAACAUCUAUUUAAAACCUUGAGAAUUGCACAGACGCUUAUGCAUGUCCGCACAUUGCCAAAAACACACAUUUUAGACGAGUUUAUUAUCACAGUCAUUUAUGAUGUGUGCUUGAAUAUGUUUGUACGAACAAAGAACAAAGAUACUCUUAUAGUUUAUUUGGAGUCAGGUUUGACCUUUAUCAGAGAAUAAUAUGUUCAGAUGGAUUUAAGAAUGAAGUAAAAGGAAAUUUUAUUUUUUAGCGUAAGUCACAUAAGAAAAAUGACUCUUCUGUUUUAGAUACUACCUCUUUUCCUCUAGUUGAAUUAGUAUUUACCUCUGCAGCACCAACAAAAGUGUAUUCAGUUCAUAAGCAAAAUAAAAGGUUGGCAGAAAAGAACACACAUCCACGUUUUAUGCUGUGAAAAACACCAGCGAGUAUGUCUCAACCACGCACGCCUUGCUUUUAGAAAACAACUUUCUGUUAUCGAUCCACAUUUGUACUGUGCUGCCUAAUCUCAAAUGAAUCCAAAAAAAAAAAAAAAAAAGAUGAGAGACUGCAUUAGAAUCCAUUUUUUGCAUCUUUCUGACAAGGCAAUUAUGAUGCCCUCGCUGCUAAUGUGCUUUCUGGGAAGAAAAUGGCCGAGGCUUAAAAGUUGCCA